Phasianus colchicus (ring-necked pheasant) is the source of this 2182-nucleotide messenger RNA. It is a transcript of the gene TPD52L1, whose product is annotated as TPD52 like 1. The record is from RefSeq and is a predicted model, not a curated record. Gene Ontology annotation, cellular component: cytoplasm. Gene Ontology annotation, biological process: positive regulation of apoptotic signaling pathway; positive regulation of MAP kinase activity. Lineage: Eukaryota; Metazoa; Chordata; Aves; Galliformes; Phasianidae.
GUUGGAAACCCAGUCUUUGCAUGAAGCAGAUGAAGAUAUGGUCACUGAUGUUGAUUUCACCAGCAUGAUUUCUGAAGAAGAAAAAGAGGAGUUAAAGGCUGAGCUGGCCAAGCUAGAGGAUGAAAUUUCAACUUUGCGGCAAGUACUAGCAGCCAAAGAAAAGCACCUGAUUGAAAUUAAACAAAAGCUUGGCAUGAGCCUGAUGAAUGAACUGAAGCAGAACUUUAGCAAAAGCUGGCAUGAUAUGCAGACAACUUCUGCGUACAAGAAGACACAUGAGACCCUGAGCCAUGCAGGACAAAAAGCAACAGCAGCUAUCAGCAAUGUAGGAACUGCUAUCAGCAAGAAGUUCGGAGAUAUGAGCUAUUCUAUUCGCCAUUCCAUAAGCAUGCCUGCAAUGAGGAAUUCUCCCACUUUCAAAUCAUUUGAAGAGAAGGUUGAGACCACUGUCACAAGCCUUAAGACCAAGGUUGGUGGAACAGGCCACACUGGGGGCAGUUUUGAAGAAGUUCUCAGCUCCACAGCCCAUGCCAGCGCUCAGAGCUCUCUGGCUGGCACCCGACUUCCCGAGAGUGAAGAAGAGCUUCAAUGUUAGGAUGAAGGCCUCGUUCAGAGACUUACCGAGGCCAUGGUUUCUAGACCUCCCUCAAUACCAACAUGUGCAACAAAGUUUUGUGGGUUUUGGAAAACUGCCUCCCUGGCGUCAUGCUGGAGAAAAGUUUCCUCUUUGUAUUUGCAUUUUGGAUGUGCUAUUUUAUCAUCAGGUAUUUUGUAUGCUAUAGGAACCACAUGCCAGUAAAUGAGUCAUAGCACUCUACGUUCUGUAACAUUGUGACCAAAAAGUUUCAUUUUCACCUAACUUCUCUCCAGCAAUCUCCCAGUCUCUCUUACUUCUUUCAGUUUAAAGUUUUCUAUCUCCUGGUUUCCAGCUUCUCUAUCAGUGCUACAGCAGACAGAUGGACCUUGAGAUUUCUGCUGCCAGCAAUAGUCCAUACACCAGCUGUCUACCAGCCAUACCAGGUGCCCUUCGAUCUGGGGUGUCUGGACAUGAUUUAUUUCCCAGUGAAAUUAAAAUAACUUAUUGUCACCCAAGAAAAGCUUUUUUCUCCUUCACUGAUACGGUCUGGCAUUGCCCUCCAGUUAGUCAGCAGAGUUAAGAAGGACAGGAAGAGACACUUCGUUAUUCAUAUAGAAACUAAGCUGAUCACAGCUGCCCACUUAAGCUGAUCAUUGUAGCUGGAAUGGCUUCAGUUUAAAAAUAUGUUCCAUGGCUUGCUCUCUGUAGUUUGAUAAGAUUCAACAGCAUAAGCUAAUUAAAAAGGGAAGUGGGGGGGAGGGGAAGCCUCCAAUAAUGUUGCCUCCAUAUCUUCCCUUCAAAAAGAAGGGAAGGUAAAUUAUUUAUGACUGAACAGCACAAGUUUCAGUCAAGAUACAGCCUUAUGCGAAAGAAUAAAUUCCAGCAAUUGAUUAAAGAUGUGCCAUAAGAUAGAGAGCUCAUGCCUUCAGUCCACAUUUCAGAGCUGCUAGCUUGAAUCUCAUUUCUUACACACGAUGAGUAGGUAUUUCUUGUCCCAAAUUUUGUCCUUCAUUAUGGGGCAUCCCAACUGCAUUAUAUCUAUUUAAUCACCGAGAGCCAGUCAUCUCUCUGAGCUUUGAUUCAGCAUGUUUUCUUGCAUCUUCUUAACAUUUCUUCAAGAAAAGAGCAGCACACUUGUGGCAGUAUCUUGCUGUCUUAAUGAGCACUUGUCAGUCUGCAUGUUGCAUUGCUCUGUUCACCAGACUGAGAUGAGCACAGCUUCAUCAAAAGGAUAAACAAAAUGGAAAACAGUCUGGCUACUUUCAAAAUGGAUGCUUGUUUUGAGCUUAAGCCAAAACUUCAGAUCAGCGUUAGUGAGUUUGAUGUUACAGACUGCUUAAAACCUUGUGAGGAAACUUGGCUUUAUGUGAUUUUUUUUUCAUUGUGGCUUUUGUUAUAGUUUUGACAGCUAGAAAUCCCUUAACUUCUGUCUGGUAGAACAUUAUGAACUUUGAACUCUUAAUGCCUCUUCAACAUGAUUUUUAGCAUGGAAGCAAAUUGAAUUAGGUUUCUAGUACAGUUUUUCUGUGAUAGGUUGCUAGCUUAUUUUGCAGUGAUUUUGUGCAUAAACAUGAAUUAAUUUAAAUAAAAGUAUUAAUGGUAAUU